Molecule: messenger RNA, 1035 nt
Organism: Triticum turgidum subsp. durum (durum wheat)
Lineage: Eukaryota; Viridiplantae; Streptophyta; Magnoliopsida; Poales; Poaceae
Source: the annotation of a GenBank genome assembly
AUGGAAAAUCAAAACCACACAGUGGCCAUGGAUGCCAAGCUGAUGGUGUCCACACACGGUGGCCAUGUCAACAUGUUGAAGGAUGUGCUGAACAAGGAGGAUGCCAUGGCGACGAUGCUUCCCAGUGAGGACCAAUCUGGUGCCGCUGCCAUCAAUCCCCUGCUGCUUCUGUCAGCGCGCAGGGGCUCCUGGGAGGCCCUGAAUGCCCUUCUCCAGAGGGAAGACGCAAGGGAUCCACCAAUGAUGAUUCCCACUCUUGAAUUUCUUGAGUUGGUAGCGGGAGGCAGCGGCGCCCAGGGAAGAAGUGCGGCGUCUGCUGGUCGUGAUGUAGAAGAGGGCGUUGACCAGCAGCCUGCUGCUUCGCCUGCAGCUGGAGCACUCCUCAAGGGCGUCACCGCCGACGGGGAUACCGCACUACAUGCGGUCGCCGGCAACGGCGAUUGCCAGAAUUUCUUGAAGUAUGCCGGCAUCGUCUACGACAGGGACAGGGCGCUCCUGUUUGUGCAGAAUCACAAGGGUGACACACCCUUGCAUUGCGCUGCCCGAGCUGGGAACUCCAAGAUGGUUUCUCGUCUCAUUGAUCUAGCUGCGUGUGAGGGCGACGGCAGGAAGCUGGAGCUCUUGAGGAUGGAAAACAAGCGUCAGGAGACGGCCCUGCACGAGGCUGUCCGAUUUGAAGACGGUGGAAUUCUGGGUCACAAGGAGAGAUUAUUGCUUGAUGCCGCCGACCCCACCGGAGAAGAAAAGAAUAAGCGUGGCAAGGCAGAGACAGAGGGUGCCCUAAAUGAAGACGGUAAAAGUCCGGUCGCCGCACCGGAAGAACAGGCUAUUGUCAAGCUGCUGAUGGGCGCUGAUCGCGAAUUGGCUAAUUAUCCUGCAGGCGGCAUUUCACCACUGUACCUAGCCGUCUUGCUGGAGAAGGGUACAAUUGCACUGACUUUACACGCAAUGAGUGGUGGCAAUCUCUCCUAUUCCGGAGCAGACGGACAAAAUGCCUUGCAUCUUAGUAUUCUUCGAGAUACAGGUACCCGCUAA